Messenger RNA from Acanthoscelides obtectus, 219 nucleotides. The record is from the annotation of a GenBank genome assembly. Lineage: Eukaryota; Metazoa; Arthropoda; Insecta; Coleoptera; Chrysomelidae.
CACAAACUGGGAUUUAGCACUUGCAAGGACCUAAUCCAUGCAGCCAGAAACUAGGUUGUUAUAUUUUACAUUUCUAAUUUAUGGACAAACACACGACGUCACAACAUCCAUGGCCAAGGCGAGAUUCGAACUCGCGGCCCGGCCGACCGGCUGAUCAGUAGCACGACACUCUGACCCACGCGGCCAACCGAGGUCCAAGAGACAUAUUACAGUCCAUCU